AUGUCUCCCACAUCCAUCGUAGCACCGCUCGCGCCUCGCAUCCCAGAUGGAUAUACAAAGGCGCACCAUGUUGGCUCUCCACCCACCUCAUUCAAGAACCCAUGGCCUUCGUACCAGAAAAACGGCAUCGGAACUGCCGUGCGCACGCGCUUCACUACGCCAAAGAAGUUUGUGCCUAUCCCCGAGGACCGCACCGGCCUCGUGCAGGUGCGCAAGCCGGACUUCAGCAGUGCGACCCAAGGCUUCAAGGUGACGUGGAUCGGGCACGCGAGUUUCCUGAUUGAAACAACAACGACAACGUCGGGAGGGCGGGGAAUGCGGAUCCUGCUUGACCCCGUCUGGAGCCAGCGCGUAGGGCCAUAUGGCAUGGUUGGGCCUCGACGCUUCACUCCACCGCCCUGCACCAUUGAUGAGCUGCCCGCCAUCGACGCCGUCUGCAUUAGCCACGACCACUACGACCACCUCGACUCGGACACGCUCAGCAAGCUCAAUGCAAAGCAGCACGGCGACUUGCGCUUUUUCUGCGGCCUGGGCGUCAAGGCUGUCCUCACCGGCCUCGGGAUAGGCAUCCAGGCCGACCAAGUCAGCGAACUGGACUGGUGGGACGGCGUAGCAUUAUCCACGCCAGACGCCGGGAGCGUCCAUCUCAUCUGCACGCCCGCACAACACCAGUCCGGCCGCGCGCCCUGGAACUUCGACAGCACGCUGUGGUGCAGCUGGGUCGUCCAGGAGCCUUUGCCGGCGGGAAAAAAGCUCUUCUUCGCAGGCGACACGGGAUACUGCUCUGUUACGUCAGACGACCACUACUCGCAUCACGAUGCGCCCCAUGCGCCGUGUCCCGCCUUCAAAGACAUAGGCUGCAUAUACGGCCCAUUCGACCUUGCCCUCGUGCCAAUUGGAUGCUUCAAGCCGCGCUCGGUGCUCGAUGUAAGGAGUAAAAAGAGUCUCGGGAUGCACUAUGGCACCUUUCGAGGCGCUUACUCGGCUAACUACGAGCCGGUUACCGAGCCGACUGAGCGAUGGCAGAAGGGUGCUGAGAUGCAGGGUUUGAAAUGGGGGGUGGAUGUCGGGCUGUGUGAUGUUGGAGAGACGGUUGUGGUUUAA
Messenger RNA from Exserohilum turcica Et28A, 1104 nucleotides. RefSeq lists its product as uncharacterized. The record is from RefSeq and is a predicted model, not a curated record. Gene Ontology annotation, biological process: N-acylphosphatidylethanolamine metabolic process; N-acylethanolamine metabolic process. The transcript has 2 exons. Bases 1 to 1104 code for a protein of 367 amino acids. Gene Ontology annotation, cellular component: cytoplasm; membrane-bounded organelle. NCBI's taxonomy places the organism in Eukaryota, Fungi, Ascomycota, Dothideomycetes, Pleosporales, Pleosporaceae. Gene Ontology annotation, molecular function: zinc ion binding; N-acylphosphatidylethanolamine-specific phospholipase D activity.